Molecule: messenger RNA, 3019 nt
Organism: Daldinia caldariorum
Lineage: Eukaryota; Fungi; Ascomycota; Sordariomycetes; Xylariales; Hypoxylaceae
Exons: 5
Coding region: 544-2403 (619 amino acids)
Source: RefSeq, a predicted model, not a curated record
AGUUUAUUAAUGCUCAAAGUUGCCCACGCUGAGGGCACCUGAUGGCCGGCUAGGUGUCUCUUAUGGUAGAUUUACCCUAUCUACACCAUGAAAUGAUAGGAUGACCACACGGCCCGGAGUAUGCACGGGAGUUCUUCCGUAGCACCAAGGAUCAACGAGUAAUAGUCCUGAUGUGUACCAAGGAAGGCACGCCGCGGUAUGUCGAUUGGGAUAUCUGCCACGGGCUUAAUCGAUCUCCUGUAUCAGUGAAGCGCACAAUACACUCUAUCUUGUUUAUACCCGGAUUCCGGACUUUCUAUAAGACGAACCAAUUUGUGUAGGCCUUCAGGAUGCCAUGGAUAUAUAAAAGCGAUGAUUUCGGAGAGUACCCAACUGCUGGCCAUCAUCGAAAGAUCUCUCUUGUUUUUAAAUUGCCUGGCUCUCUUGAUUUGCUUUGAAGCCUCCUCAGCUGAUCCUGCAAAACUCCGAAAGUUCAUUUUUUGUUCGUUAUACCUAGCCUCCCAUCCCAUCCCAUCCCAUCCCAUCUAAACAAAAAACUUAGCCAUGGGGAGAAGCUCCUCUCCGCAAUCUCUGAAGAUGAGAUUUCCAAGAUAUAUCGCGUUGUCGACGCCUGUUUUCCUCUACAUCUUCGCAGUGGGCUGCUUGUGGGGGCAUUUAUACCGGAACGGCUACCUCGAUGCCCUGCUCCGGCUCAAGAACGAAGGGCCACACCACCUCCCGGGCUCCGAGAAUGCCAUCCGCACUUUCUAUACGGGCAUCGGUCCGCUGGACAAGCUUGUGACGGUGGGGGUUGUUAUAUUUGCCAACGUCACCGACGGGAGCACCCCUGAGCUUUCUCUUUACAUUUUCCAAUUUUGUGGACAGUACCUUGCUAUGCUUGUCAUGAUUAACAUAGAGAGCUUAAGGGCUGGCAACGCAACUAAUUUUUUCUCUUUAUUCUCUUUAUGGGGUUUCUUCAUGCAAAUAACAAGCUAUGGUUGCACAAUGCCCCUUUACGUGGCAGCCCAUUUAUUGAAUUUGCCCACUGGCGAUGUGGCAGGAGUAGGACUUUCCGAGGCAGUGCCAAUAUCGAAGCUAUCGGAGCUAGCGGUGCUGCCGCAAGCAUUCAUCCUCGGCUAUGUUAUACCAGCAACACUCAUGAGCGUCCCGAUCUUUUCGAACGCGACGCAUCAAUGGUUCGUCGGUCUAUGGCAAGGUUUCCAUAUAUUCAUCGUACUUUUCCAGAAACUGCUGGCGGCUUGGGUAGGCCAGAACAGACGACUUCUCGACGUUGACAAACGUCAGAAGUGCCCACCUGACAUUCCCACCAAGUUCCAGGAUUCUUCAGCUUGUAGGAAUGAGAAAGAUCUGCUUGAAAAAGCCUAUCUCUUCGCGUUCUCAUGGUGUCUUGUCUCCCAUGUCGUCACAUUCAUGUUAAUCGCAGCAGUUUGCAUAGCCCCCUCUACAUUCCCCCCUCAUUUACGCGAAGCUUGGACAAUAUCCAAGGUCUUUUUACCUACCCCGUUCUGGUCGUCCGAGAAGAUGGAGUCUAUGGCAACUGCAAUGCAUAGCUUCUUCGCAUACGACCAGUAUGUCGGCUUGAUAGCGUCUAUCAUAUGGUCGUCUGCUCUAUAUGUGAAGUCGAGAGAACUACCUAUGGGAGCGAGGGCGUGGGCUAAGCUAGGGUUCACAGUCUCGGCGCUAACCUUAUGUUCGGGACAUGCCGGCGCAGUCGUGUGGUUGAUGUGGAAGAAAGAUCAGCGAUUACUAUCGAGACGCGAGAAGGGCGAGGAGCUGGGCGCAGCCUUUUCGCUCGCCAGGACUUUGCCCUGGGUGAUCCUGGUGCUAUUGCUCGAAAUACCGCUUCUCGCCGAACUUGAUAUGGAUCAUAUGGAGGAUACUUGCGGUUGGUGUUUCCAACGUGGUGCUACCGAAUGGGCUUAUCGAGAUCAAGAAGUGUGCUCGCUGCUAUCGAUGCCUCUGAGCGUACGUGCCGUGAUCAACCUGCUCAGUCGCCUGAAAGAUAGUAUAGACAUAGAAAAAGAGCAUAUCAUUGAUAUUCUGAAGGUCUGGCCGGCAGCUAAAAAGUAUGAUGACUUCCAUAUGCUCGCCAACGCGGCUUGGACCUAUGUAGGAAAACCUUCCUUCGACGUAGGCUCUCUGCUCGACUUUGGCGACUACGGUCGCGGGUUCGAUCCUUUGAUCUGCAGUGCGAACCAUUCCUGCACCCUAACGUGGUACGCGUCGGUAACCAGCCGAGCACGCUGUUGCGUGCAUCGAGACCGAUUUAAGAAAGGUGAAGAGAUACCUUUCAUGUCAUAUACCGAAACGACAAAUCCGUUUUGGCUACGACAAGAACAUCUCGGAGAGUUAUGUUUUCACUUGACAUUGUUCCAAGCGUACGAACUGUCCGGUUUCUCCUGAAGACGCGUUCGCGGAACCACCACAAGUGCUGUCUGAGGAGUACUGCAACGUGGUAGAUGAACUAGUAAAGCGCCAUAGAGCCGAGCUGGCGAAGUUUUUAGUUCGGACUGUCGAGUCCAGAGCGCAACUCAGAUUUGCUGCGAUACAGGCAUCUGUUUUUUUCUGUGUCUGAAAGUAGCUGCUCUAAGGAAGAGGACCUUAGAGAGGCUCUCCAUAUGUGUAUCGAUUCAGGAAUGUGGACUUGGGCACGGUAGCCUGUGCCUGAGCUAUGUCGUCGAUUAUUCGGUGUAUACAUGGAGUCUGGCGGUCUUUACAAGUCGCUCAAAUUAGGGUUAAAACUCCUUGUCGAGGUAAUGCCCACCUAAAAUUUGUCUACAAUCUUCUGUUCCGGAACGAUUGAUCCUCGCCGAGACGUUAGCAGUAAUGGCUAAUGUUAGGUACUCUCAGGCCCAAUGCACCCACAGACAGGAAGUGAACUUGCUAAAUAUGGAUUGGAUCCAAAGGUCAUUUUCUAGGGUUUAAUGUUUGAAUUACGUAGGUAUAUUCCCCAGAUGUACCGCUAGGUUUCACCAUUUGGCAGAUUCGUAGAAAAUUACUACGAGCAAGUCAAAGCUCG